AUGUCGUCUGUGGUAUGUUACCGACAUCGAUGGAAAAGCAUAUACUGGUAUUACGUCAUCAAGUUGAAACUAAGAAAUAACAGAAAAGAAUACGUCCGUCUGUUUGACUUCGACGUGUACGUAUCCUACGCCGACCUUGACCUUGGCUUUGUCCGCAAUGACAUGAUACAGAUUCUUGAGCACCUCCGUGGAGCUCGCUUGUAUAUUCGGGAUCGAGACUCUCUUCCAGGUGCUCCCAUAUCAGAGAACAUCAUCGACGGGAUCAGAAGGAGCAGAAAAACGAUGCUUUUGUUGUCUCAGGCAUUCCUGAAGCAGAAGUGGUGUAGGUACGAGCUACAUAUGGCCAACAUGGAGGCUGUGUCCACUGGCCGAUCUGUCAUGGUCAUCAUCAUGCUUGAGGACAUUCCUAAGAACGACAUUCCGCUUGAGAUUCUGUAUGAUUUUCAAAGAAGUCGGUUUCUUGAAUACCCUAAAGCAAGUAGCGACUUGGAACUGUUUUGGGCGAAUGUAACUGCUGCUAUUGAAGGAUAG
Messenger RNA from Haliotis rubra (blacklip abalone), 531 nucleotides. RefSeq names its product toll-like receptor 4. Gene Ontology annotation, molecular function: transmembrane signaling receptor activity. Bases 1 to 531 code for a protein of 176 amino acids. The transcript has a single exon. The record is from RefSeq and is a predicted model, not a curated record. Gene Ontology annotation, biological process: immune response; toll-like receptor signaling pathway. Lineage: Eukaryota; Metazoa; Mollusca; Gastropoda; Lepetellida; Haliotidae. Gene Ontology annotation, cellular component: membrane.